GUCAGUUUCAAUUUGCCAGCAAGCUCAAAUCCUUCUGGCUACCAAGAAGCAAUGUUUGCACUUCGGUCGCGCUGCGCGUCUCGUGUAGCGAAUUCGCGGCUUUUUUCGACUUCGACGCGCCUUCGCGCUCCUGAAGAUGCACCAAAGCCACCACGAUCCAUCGAUGACUCGACCUCUGCGCUGGACUACAAAAGAGCACAACGGACACGUCCACCACCUCUUCCCCCUACGGACCUUCCAAGAUCUCAAAGCGCGGAAGAAGCUGUGACGAACAUCCUCUAUAACACCCCUCCUCCGAGUCUGCAGCCCUUCAAAAAACAUAUCUUUAACUGCCUGGUACAAAAUGAACCUGGUGUGUUAUCCCGCGUGUCUGGUAUCCUCGCUGGACGUGGGUUUAACAUCGACUCUCUGGUGGUGUGCCGGACUGAAAUUCGGGACUUGAGUCGGAUGUCCAUCGUCCUUAGCGGACAGGAUGGAGUCGUGGAGCAGGCAAGGAGACAGCUAGAAGACCUCGUGCCUGUAUGGGCUGUUCUCGACUAUACAGAUACCCGUGUCAUCACACGUGAAUUGCUCCUCGUAAAAGUGUCCAUCCUUGGUCCCGAGUACUUGGAGGAUCAACUCGUGGGCGGACCCUCUCAUGAACCAAGGCGUGGUCCCCACCCACCUCAUCAGGAGACCAAACUUGAAAAAGAAACCACGCUCGCUCACAAUUUCGAGCGUGGUGCGCACCCUAACUCUCACACAGAGCCACAUCAUCCACCCCCAUUGACGGCCUCCGAGGCCCUGCGCCACAAACAUCAGCACCUCCAUUCCAUCUCCGUCUUAUCCGACCAAUUCGGAGCAAAGAUCGUCGAUGUGAGCGAGAACAGCGUCAUCGUCGAGCUCACUGCAAAAACGAACCGCGUCAUCGCGUUUUUGAGUUUGCUCAAACCAUUUGGAAUUUUGGAAUCGGCUCGGACUGGUCUUAUGGCAAUGCCGCGGACACCCAUCACGCAUUCCUCGAAUGAUUCUGAUGAUGCAGCGGAUGAGAUUGGUGUUGUAGAUGCUAGUUUGCUUCCCCCUGGUUAGGUGGGCAGUUGAAGCGGAUGUCGUGUGAUAUGUAUUGAUUAAGAUAUAUCAUGCUAACAAUUCUAUAUAGCGAGAAAUCUAGAGGAUUCAUAUCAGCUGUGAUCUUGUAAUUCCCCGACGAGCAUGGUGGAAUGAUAUCAUCGAUUAGCAACUGAUGUCCAAGAUCAAUCCUAGAAGAUAUGUAUAUGCCGAUACGCGUACAUUUCAAGUUGGGGUAUACGAGAGUUUCCAUCAAUAACGUUGAUCUAGGGUCUUGUAAGCCGGACCGUGCUGGGUUUACAUAUCUCACAAUUGCAUAGAUCUUCGCGUGUUCUUUGCAUCGUUUCCCUAUCACCUUGCGUC
This is a messenger RNA of Suillus fuscotomentosus, 1410 nucleotides long. Its product is annotated as small subunit of acetolactate synthase-domain-containing protein. Lineage: Eukaryota; Fungi; Basidiomycota; Agaricomycetes; Boletales; Suillaceae. The coding region runs from base 52 to 1068 and encodes 338 amino acids. Gene Ontology annotation, biological process: branched-chain amino acid biosynthetic process. The record is from RefSeq and is a predicted model, not a curated record. Gene Ontology annotation, molecular function: acetolactate synthase regulator activity. Gene Ontology annotation, cellular component: mitochondrial nucleoid; acetolactate synthase complex. The transcript has 4 exons.